AUGACAUGCGUGCAGCGCCCUGCAUGCCACUCCAAUGGUAUAGACAUGUCUGCGGUUAGAAGGCAAGUGCGCUUGUUUCGUGCUGAUGCGCCAUUAAUACAUAACUGUUCGCAAACUGGCCCAAUGCAAUUCGAUUCGUUGACUAGGAUUCCUCGCAACGUCAAGGAUGCUAUUGACUGGUUGCUAGCGCUGAAGGGAACUGACCCUGAAAAGAACUUGAAGGCUUUGGGCGCAGCAGUUCACACAUUUCUAGCAGAUAAGCCUGUUGGAAACCUGAAUUUGCCGGCUCUCAAGAAUGCAAGGAUCUUUUUUAGGGACCUCAUGACGCAGAAGGCCCUUGAAGGCCUGUGGCCGGCAAACGUGAUGCUGGAGAGAUUCAAUACGCCGAUGGAUAAAUCGGUUCACUUCAAGUUCUUUGGCACUGUUGACGAAAGCGAUUAUGAGAACGUCGUGCAGGCCAGAGGUGUAAAACCUGAAGAAAUCGCAAAGGAUCUAGGUAAAGUUGUGGAUGGUUGUGAGAAGUUCUUAGAAAAAAUUAAAAACCCCAAUAAGUACGUACCCACCUACAGUUCGGAAGCGACGUGGGAUGCGUCAUGCGCCAAAGACCCAGAGGCUUGCGCGGUGAUUUUCGUGGGAAUUGCGCCAAUGUUAUACACGGGCCUACGUUCUUUGAGGAAGGUGAGCCAUGGUGAAAGCUUUAAAUGGGUACCUUUUGCAAAGAAGAAUUUGGGAGAGGUGUUGAAAGCCUUGGGUUAUAAAGAGCCAGAACGCCGCCCUAACAUGAGUGGUUCAUAUGUCUUCAAGGCGUUGGAAAAUGUGAAAUUCCAAAUGUUGGUCACACUGUACGACCUCUCUGGAUUCUGGGCUUUCUAUUGA
Babesia ovata is the source of this 876-nucleotide messenger RNA. RefSeq lists its product as uncharacterized. The transcript has 3 exons. Bases 1 to 876 code for a protein of 291 amino acids. NCBI's taxonomy places the organism in Eukaryota, Apicomplexa, Aconoidasida, Piroplasmida, Babesiidae. The record is from RefSeq and is a predicted model, not a curated record.